AUGGCCGACUCAUCGCGAUCGGAAACGCCAGAAACAUCAGGGCACAUCGACAAGUCAGCCGCCGAUGCUACUGGCGAUGGCCAUGACCGCGUCUCACAUAAAUCAGCAAUAUCCAACCACAACCCGAAAGCCCCUAAUGUAACCAUUGAUUUUGGAGGCUUAUUGUCUCACGGUGAACCCGCUGACCACUCGUCCGCAAAGCCAGCUGAACCUGAAGCUGCAGAAUCUGCAGAAGAAGGGGUUGAAAAUCCAGAGCGCCCAAAGGGUAUCAGAUUUGUUAUUGUGUACAGCUGCAUUCUCUUGGGAGACUUUUUUGUCGGAUACGUGAGCCGUUCCUAUCUCCUGCAACUUUGUCUUGCGCUGACCAGAUUCGCUUUUCAGGACACUAGCUGUGUGACAACUCUGACACCACUCAUCAGCGAUGAGUUUAAGGCUAUUGGCGAUGUUGGUUGGUACGGAAUUGCAUACAUCCUCGCCCUGGCCUCAAGCGUCCUCACAUUCGGUCAGCUCUACACGAUUUUUCCCAUGAAAGCAAUCUUCCUAGCUUCAUUCAUUGUCUUUGCCAUUGGAUCGACAGUUUGCGCCACAGCUCCUUCUUCUAUUGCUUUCAUCAUAGGGCGAGCCAUUACUGGUCUUGGAGGUGCAGGCAUUUUCUCAGGUGGCACCAUCAUCGUUGCAAAUACAACUUCCCUUAAGCGUCGCCCUAUCUAUCAGAGUAUUUCAGGCGGUAUGGAAUGCACAGCGCUUGCAUUUGGACCUUUGGUCAGCGGCACAAUCUCGAACUUUUCAUCUUGGAGAAUCAGCUUCUAUAUCAUCAUCCCUAUCGCGGUAGUCAACAUCCUUGCCAUUUGGCUGUUCGUCAAUAAUCUUCCACAGCCAGAGCACGCCAAUCUUGGAGCAAAGGAAAGAUGGCGACAACUUGACCUGCUAGGCAUAUUUCUAUUUGUUCCUAUGACCGUUUGUCUGAUCCUUGCGCUGCAAUUUGGCGGAUCAGUAUAUGCCUGGGGCAACGCACGUAUCAUUGUGCUCUUUGUCUUGGCUGGGGCUCUGGCUAUUGCUUUCUUCUUCGCCCAACGACGAGCAGGCGACAAGGCCAUGUUUCCGCUGCACAUGCUCAGGCAGCGCAGCGUAACACUUGGAUCGGCCUCGAUGUUUUGCGUCUCUGCGUCUCUUUUCGUCUUUGGAUUUUACCUUCCCAUAUAUUUCCAAGCCAUUCGACACGCAACAACUCUGCAAUCUGGUCUCAUGUACCUCCCUACUGCCCUUUCCUUCGCUAUCUCCAUCUUUGUGGCUGGGAAUAUCACAUCAUGGCUCGGCUACUACACCCCUGUGAUGGUCACCGGGACCGCCCUGAUGAGCGUGGGCGCAGGAUUGAUGACAUCAUUCAGUGAGCACACCUCGACCGUCGAAUGGAUCUGGUUUCAGAUCCUCUUUGGCGUCGGUGCUGGCCUAGCCUUCCAGCAGCCCUAUACGGCCAUCCAAACCGUACUCCCCGAAAAGCACGUUGCAACCGCGAUCGUGGUUCUGAGCUUCACACAGGAGCUCGGUGGCAUCGUUGCGCUGGCCGUUUCUCAAAACAUCUUCCUUAACCAGCUGAUAUCAAAACUCAAGUCUACUGUCCCACAGCUGGACCCAGGUUCCAUUUUGGAUGCGGGAACGCUGAACCUGGUAAACACGGUGCCAGAGGAGUAUAAGGGCGCUGUAUACUCAGCUUAUAAUGCGACGAUUAUCCAGGUCUUUUAUGUGGGCGUGGCUUGUGCAUGUAUGACCAUAUGCGCUAUCGGCAUCGAGUGGAAAUCAGUCAAGGAGGAGAAGUCUAAAGAGAGCUCGGAAGUAGGCAGUCCAGCAUUGUAG
Messenger RNA from Penicillium expansum, 1854 nucleotides. RefSeq names its product Major facilitator superfamily domain, general substrate transporter. Gene Ontology annotation, biological process: transmembrane transport. NCBI's taxonomy places the organism in Eukaryota, Fungi, Ascomycota, Eurotiomycetes, Eurotiales, Aspergillaceae. The coding region runs from base 1 to 1854 and encodes 617 amino acids. Gene Ontology annotation, molecular function: transmembrane transporter activity. The transcript is spliced from 3 exons. The record is from RefSeq and is a predicted model, not a curated record.